CUCAUGGAGAAGAGAUAUGCAUAUUGAUAUUGAUGUAGAAACACCAGGCCAAUCCGAGUAUUGGUUCCGUCGUCUCACACUUUUCUUGCGGAGCAAGGAGCUGUACAAGUCGUAUAGCUUGGAUAAUUGGCGCGUUUGCCUCAUGCUGGAGCUCCGGGCCUUUUUUCAUUUCGUGUAGCACAAUCAGUUCAAAAUUUCCAUAUGGCCAUUUUGACGAAUCUGACUUGACAGCCCUUCACAUGAUCAAAUUUGACCCGUGCUCAUUGCAGCCGGGGCAGCUGUCCCUUUCCCCCUCCUGCCUCUUCCCUUUUCCCACGGGUGUAGCCGAACAACGAGCAUUCGCCACGAUGGCCGAGGGACAGAAAAUAAAAAGAUCCAUCCGGACUUGAACCUCCACUUUUUAAGGGCGUGACAGAGGUUCCACGCCUACUCUCCACGACACGCUUGGUACCUCUCACACUCAUACUGUACAUCAUGCCAGGUUACAGCAAGCCACCCAAGCAUGUCCUCGAUGUCAUGCAGGCAUCUUCGCCUGCGCUGCCAUCUGUUGCCCCCGGUAGCCAACAUCUAUUGCUCAUCCAUUGGACUGAUUACCCUGCGAUUGACCGGCUCUCGCGCCCCUACCUGCGCCUGGGCGGCUUACGAAUCGAGCCUCAGAAUCAUGGACGACGAGAUACGCCCGCAGGAUAUGGAAUCAAGCCGACCGCGCACGCAUACACUCUGAUUCGCCUGACAGACGAUAAAGAGAUUCAGAUCACAGGAAUUUCCGGUCCUCAAGCCCUCAGCGAGCCCUAUUGGAGUUCCGACGGGAAGUAUUUCGCGUUUCGAAACAGCACUGAAGAGACUGUUGAGUUGUGGAUAGGAGAAGCAGAGACUGGAGAAGUCAAAAAGGUCGAUGGUAUCCACGUCAACGCCACCCUCGACGAUGAUAUCGUGUGGCUUCAAGGCAGUCGUUUGAUCGUCAAGACGGUGUCUUCGGAGCUCAAGGUGCCGACCCCCGCUCCAACCUCUGCCACUGGACCGGUCAUGCAGGAGUCGUUGGGCGGUAAAGGACAAAGCAGCACAUACGAAGUCCGAGAUACACUCAAUUCGAUCCAUGACGAGGAGCUUUUCGACUUCUACCUGGCGUCCCAACUGGUCAUUGUGGAUGCUUCGAGCCACAAGAUCGAUGCGAUCGGGCCUGUAGGUCGAUACUUUGAAGUUGAAGUGGCGCCCGAUAAUGUCCAUAUCCUGGUCUCGUCCAUUCACCAUCCUUACUCUUACAUUACGACUUUCGGCCGAUUCCCUCGAAGAAUGGAAGUGUGGAAGUUGCACGACUUCACACUUGAGAAGACCUUUGUGGUGGCCGAACUCGCUCUAGCGGAUCGUGUCCCUGUACAUGGUGUACGGAGUGGGCCUCGUGACUUCUUCUGGAGGCAGAACGCGCCCUGCGAGCUCUUUUACAUAGAGGCACUGGAUGGGGGAAAUUGGAAGACUCAAGUGGAACAUCGCGACAAGAUCAUGAGCUUGGCCUCGCCAUUUGACUCGCCGAAGGAGGUGAUACGAUUGGAGCAGCGUUUCAAUGGGAUUGUCUGGGGUCAGGAGCCCGAUCUGGCGCUUGUGAAGGACUUUGACAGGAACAGGCUGUGGCGCAGGGGAUUCUUCAUCAAUGUGGACGAACCUUCUUCGCGGAAGAUGCUCUACGACAUGUCUGCGCAUGAAAAGUACGACAAUCCGGGUGCACCAUACACAAAGCGUCUGCCCAAUGGAAGUCGGGUCAUCCGGCAGGAGGGGGAUUUCAUUUUCCUGUCUGGAGAUGGCGCUUCACCUCAAGGCGAUCGACCAUUCUUGGAUAGACUGAACAUCAAGACUAUAGAAAAACGUCGACUGUUCCGAUCUAGCAAGGACGCUUAUGAGCGUUUCCUUGCUUUCGGACCUGGAUGCGACUUUUUGACCUGGAGACAAACGCCCUCAGAUCACCCCAAUGUCUACCGACGACACAUCGAAGGAGAGGUCCAAGCAGAUUCCGGAGAGGCGGUGUACGAAUCCAAGUCUGCGGUUGUCACUCAGAUGCAAGACCCCGCACCGAUCGUGAGACAGAUCAAGAAGCGACUGGUGUCUUUCAAGCGAGAGGAUGGGCUCGCCUUGUCGUUCAAACUGCUAACUCCUCCCGGCUACCAAGGGGGCAAGCUGCCUACCAUCCUCCGGGCUUAUCCUUUGGACUAUGCAGACGCGGCUUCGGCAGGACAGACUUCGGGUACAGACAUGAACUUUGUGCGUUUGCGUCAGUAUCUGUUCUUGCUUUUGGCUGGUUACGCCAUCAUUGACGAAGUAUCCUUCCCCAUCAUUGGCGACCCGAAAUGUGUGUACGACACCUAUCUGGAGCAGCUGGUCGCCAACGCUAAAGCCGCCGUGGAAGAGGCCGUGCGGAUUGGCGUCGCUGAUCCUGACAAGAUUGGAGUUUGUGGACACAGUCAUGGUGCAUUCAUGACGGCGAAUUUGUGCAUUCAUUCCGACCUUUUCAAGGCCGGUGUGGCGACCUCCGGCGCCUACAACAAGAUCAUCACCUCAUUCGGUUUCCAGAACGAGCGACGAUCGCUUUGGGAGGCACCGGAAAUGUACGCUAAGGUGUCACCUUUUCACCACGCCGACAAGCUCAAGGCGCCACUGCUGGUGGUCCACGGUCUGGAUGAUGCGAAUCCUGGAACCACCCCCCUACAGAGCAAGCUGUUCUACGAGGCGUUGCGAGGGAACGGGGCAGUGGCACGUCUGGUCAUGCUUCCGCAUGAGCCACAUUGGUAUGCGGCGCAAGAGACGAAUGAGCAUUUCGUACAUGAAAUGAUCGAGUGGUUUGACCGUUAUGUGAAAGGUGGAUAGCGGAUGUGCAUGCAUGGUCGGAUCUUGG
Molecule: messenger RNA, 2884 nt
Organism: Kockovaella imperatae
Lineage: Eukaryota; Fungi; Basidiomycota; Tremellomycetes; Tremellales; Cuniculitremaceae
Product: Alpha/Beta hydrolase protein
Exons: 1
Coding region: 475-2856 (793 amino acids)
Biological process (GO): proteolysis
Molecular function (GO): serine-type endopeptidase activity
Source: RefSeq, a predicted model, not a curated record